GGGGCUGCCCGGUUCUGCGGGGCCCUGCUGAGAACGGGCCCAGUCUAUGCUGAGUCUCCGUCCACAGGGCCAUUUGGCCGUUUUCCAGCCAGUCCCGUCGGGCAGGGCAUCUGGCUGUCCAGCUGCGCAACGGGGAAGCGGGGUCUCUGCGAGGACGGGGGGGCGAUCUGGAGGCCAGUCGCACCCAGCUCCUUGCUCUCCUUGCAGCUGCGGGAUUUCCUGCUGGUCUAUAACAGGAUGACGGAGCUCUGCUUCCUGCGCUGCGUCUCCAACCUGAACUACCGGGCACUCACCAGGGAAGAGGAGAACUGUCUGGACUGCUGUGCUGGGAAGCUCGUCCACUCCAACCACCGCCUCAUGGGGGCCUACGUGCAGCUCAUGCCCUCCCUGGUUCAGCGUCGCAUCUCGGACUACGAGGCCGCCAGCGGCCAGGCAGCCCCAAGUGGCAGGUGGCUGCCAGUCUUGCCGUUGCUCCGGAAGGCACCUCCCAAGCCCUCAGCUAAUUCCCUGCUCCCUGGCCUGUGGCCUGAGUGAGGAACAGCCCAGGGGGCAUCAGAGCUGGGCCCUGCCUCGGGGCUGGAGCACUGCCUCUCCAGGCACUUCUGGGCCGGUCUGUGCCCUAGACGGAGCAGCCAGCAGCGCUGGGGCUGGGCCAGCCCACCUAACAGUGGGGCCUUCCGGCUGCUUGGGCCAGGCCAUGGGUGCGCCUGUGGCAGGGCCCUGCUGAGGGUCUCUGGCCCCCGCAGCUGCCCUGUGCUGGGCGCUCUGCCCCAAGGCCGGGCUUUCUCGCAGCUGCUGCUUUGCAAUAAACCAGUGUCC
This is a messenger RNA of Pelodiscus sinensis (Chinese soft-shelled turtle), 819 nucleotides long. Lineage: Eukaryota; Metazoa; Chordata; Testudines; Trionychidae. The record is from RefSeq and is a predicted model, not a curated record.